Messenger RNA from Clonostachys byssicola, 186 nucleotides. NCBI's taxonomy places the organism in Eukaryota, Fungi, Ascomycota, Sordariomycetes, Hypocreales, Bionectriaceae. The record is from the annotation of a GenBank genome assembly.
AUGUCGUCUCGAUCUCCCAGGGAUUCGGGUGCGAAGAAAACACAGAAUAAGGCGCUAUUGGCUCACGUUGAGGAUCUCGAGAAUCGCCUCGCCCAGUAUGAGGGACGGAAUCAAGAUAUGGAAGGAUGGCUUCCCGAUGCUGCCGAUGAACCUUCCCAGUUAGUAUUGCCCUCCUACGUGGAUUAG